AUGGCGCUUCUCCUUCCUCCGUACCUCCAUAUUUUUUCUGUUUCAUUUCCUCCACUUCCAUGGAGUUCUACCCUUUGAUCCGCUCUAAAUACUAAGUCUUUCCUUGGUUUCAAAGCUCUCUGCUUUUCUCGCUUUUGGCCAUGGCGUUUCGCGGUUUCUUUCGCUUCCCCUGUGUGGUGGUUCAUUUCUUCUUCUUCUUGUUAUUGGUUUCCGUCAUUGGAGAGCAAGAAGGGAGAAACCCAGAACGGCAAAUUCUGUUUUCUUUUAAGGGUGCGCUGCAAAGUCCGCAGCUGCUUUCUUCAUGGAACCGUACGACUGACCACUGCGACUGGGCCGGUGUCACGUGCCAACGGGGUCGAGUCACAGCUCUUGCUCUUCCGGGUCGGUUUUUGAGAGGUCCUCUUUCGCCGUCGCUUUUCUUUCUUUCCGGCCUUACCGUCCUCGACUUGUCUUUGAACCUUUUCUAUGGUGAAAUCCCUCCGCUGGUAUCCAACCUGAAGAGUUUGAAACAGCUAUGUCUUGGGGAUAAUCAGUUAUCGGGGGACUUGCCUAGUCAUCUGGGCGGGUUGACGCAGCUGGAGACCCUGAAACUCGGGCGCAACUUUUUGGCCGGAAAAAUUCCAUCUGAGCUUGGGAACCUGAAAAGUCUUCGCACACUGGACCUCUCCGGCAAUGCACUUUCUGGGACAGUGCCGAGUCAACUCGGGGACUUAACUCGGCUUCAGUUCUUGGACUUGGGUAAUAACGUUCUUUCCGGUUCUCUCCCUUUAUCUCUGUUUGAAAACCUACAGUCUUUAUCAUCGUUGGAUAUUUCCAACAAUUCCUUCUCUGGUGAAAUCCCGCCUGAAAUUGGUAAUUUAGAUAGCCUCACUGAUCUUUACAUUGGUAUUAACCAUUUCACUGGGGGGUUGCCGCCGGAAAUCGGAAAGCUUUCACUGCUUGAGAACUUCUUUUCUCCAUCUUGUUCAAUAACAGGGCCUUUGCCUGAAGAACUUUUCAAUUUGAAAUCACUGAGCAAGCUCGACCUUUCUUAUAACCCAUUGAAGUGUUCGAUCCCAAAGUCCAUAGGGAAGUUGCAGAAUUUGAGCAUAUUGACUCUUGUUUAUGCUGAGAUCAAUGGGUCAGUGCCACCGGAGCUUGGAAAUUGCACGAAGUUGAAGACUUUGAUGCUGUCAUUCAAUUCAUUAUCUGGGUCCUUGCCGGAAGAGCUUGCAGAGCUGCCCGUGUUGACAUUUUCUGCUGAGAAGAACCAGCUUUCAGGACUAUUGCCUUCGUGGAUUGGGAAAUGGAACCACGUUGAGUCGCUCUUCCUUUCCAGCAACAGGUUUUCAGGUGAAAUCCCAUCUGAGAUUGGAAAUUGUUCUAUGUUGAAGCACCUUAGUUUGAGCAACAACUUGUUAACGGGUCAUAUACCAAGAGAGUUGUGCAAUGCUGGGUCUCUCUUGGAGGUCAACCUUGAUGGCAAUUUCCUUACGGGGACCAUAGACGAUGUGUUUGUGAAGUGUACUAAUCUUACCCAGUUGGUCUUGAUUAAUAAUCAGAUCAAUGGCUUCAUACCGCAGUAUCUUUCAGAGCUCCCAUUGAUGGUUAUUGACCUUGACUCAAACAAUUUCACCGGUAGCAUUCCUCUCAGUUUAUGGAGUUCUAGUGACUUGAUGGAGCUUUCUGCUGCAAACAAUCAGUUACAAGGCUCUCUGCCUAGAGAGAUUGGUGAUGCAGUUUCCUUGGAAAGGCUUUUUCUUGGUAACAAUCAGCUGAAUGGUACUUUACCAAAGGAGCUCGGCAAUCUCACUGCUCUCUCCGUGCUGAACUUGAACUCUAAUCUGUUACAAGGGAAUAUACCAGUUGAGCUAGGAGGCUGCAUUUCUCUAACCACAUUAGAUCUUGGGCAUAACAAUCUCAAUGGGUCGGUUCCAGCGGAGCUUUCUGACCUGGAGCAGCUGCAAUGCCUGGUUCUUUCUCACAAUAAUUUAUCAGGUUCAAUUCCUUCAAAGCCAUCCUCAUACUUUCGUCAAGCUAAUAUGCCUGAUUCAAGCUUCCUUCAGCAUCAUGGGGUCUUUGAUUUAUCCAACAAUAAAUUGUCUGGCUCAAUACCUGAAGAAUUGGGAAACUGUGUUGUGGUGGUGGAUCUUCUUCUCGGCAAUAAUAUGCUCACUGGCAAAAUUCCUGGAUCACUUUCUCAUUUACCUAAUCUUACAACCCUGGAUUUGUCUGGAAAUUUACUUUCAGGUUCUGUUCCAGUGGAAUUUGGUGAUUCCCUCAAGCUUCAAGGCUUGUAUUUGGCUAAUAACCAGCUCACAGGUACCAUCCCUGGAAGCUUAGGUCUUGUGGGUAGUUUGGUGAAGCUGAAUUUAACUGGCAACAAGUUAUCUGGCUCUGUUCCUGCCAGUUUUGGGAAUUUGAAAGGGCUCACUCACUUGGACUUGAGCCACAAUGAGCUUGACGGUGAGCUUCCUCCAUCUUUGUCAGGCAUGCUUAACCUGGUGGGGCUUUAUGUUCAGCGGAAUAGACUCUCUGGUGGGGUAGAUAAUCUCUUCUCUAGUUCCUUUGCUUGGAAGAUUGAAGUUGUCAACUUGAGCAAUAACCUUUUUAAUGGAAACUUGCCACAGUCUUUGGGCAAUCUGUCAUACUUGACGUACUUGGAUCUCCAUGGAAAUAAGUUUACAGGAGAAAUUCCUUCAGAUAUUGGCAAUCUGAUGCAGCUUGAAUACUUUGAUAUAUCGACGAACAGGCUAUCUGGACUGAUUCCAGAGAAAAUAUGUAGCCUGAUCAAUCUGUUUUACUUGAAUAUGGCUGAGAAUAGAUUGGAAGGCCCUGUACCCAUAAAUGGGGUUUGUCAAAAUCUGUCAAGAACUUCACUUUCUGGGAACAAAGAUCUGUGUGGGAGAAUUGUGGGUUUAGACUGCCAGAAGAACUUCAGCAGAUCCUCCUUGUUAAAUGCUUGGGGUCUUGCUGGGGUUGUAGCUGGAUGCACUUUUAUCAUUUUCACCAUGGCCUUUGCUUUACGGAAAUGGGUUAGAAGAAGCUGCAGGCAAAGUGAUCCUGAGGAGAUUGAGGAAAGCAAACUAAACAGCUUCAUGGAUCAAAAUCUCUACUUUUUGAGUAGCAGCAGGUCAAAGGAGCCUUUGAGCAUCAACAUCGCUAUGUUUGAGCAGCCACUCCUGAAACUGACGCUGGUUGAUAUUCUUGAGGCAACAAACAAUUUCUGCAAGACAAACAUAAUCGGCGAUGGAGGCUUUGGGACUGUUUACAAGGCUACUUUGCCUGAUGGGAAGACUGUUGCAGUUAAGAAGCUUAGUCAGGCAAAAACACAGGGACACCGGGAAUUCAUAGCUGAAAUGGAAACAUUGGGCAAGGUGAAGCACCAGAAUCUUGUGCCUUUGCUUGGGUACUGCUCUUAUGGUGAGGAGAAACUCCUUGUUUAUGAAUAUAUGAUAAAUGGUAGUUUGGAUCUUUGGCUGAGAAAUAGAACUGGGGCUCUUGAAGUCCUUGACUGGUCCAAACGGUUCAAAAUUGCAAUGGGUGCAGCACGUGGAAUAGCGUUCCUUCACCAUGGCUUCAUCCCUCACAUCAUCCAUAGGGAUAUCAAAGCCAGCAACAUCUUACUCAACGAAGACUUUGAACCAAAAGUUGCUGACUUUGGGUUAGCCAGAUUGAUCAGUGCAUGUGAAACCCAUGUCAGUACUGAUAUUGCUGGAACGUUUGGUUACAUUCCACCAGAGUAUGGGCAGAGUGGCAGGUCAACCAUAAAAGGGGACGUUUAUAGCUUUGGUGUGAUUCUGCUUGAGCUGGUGACUGGGAAAGAGCCAACAGGUCCUGAUUUCAAAGAGAUAGAAGGUGGUAAUUUGGUGGGUUGGGUGUCUCAAAAGGUGAAAAAGGGUCGAGCUGCUGAUGUUCUUGAUCCUGCCAUUCUGAAUGCAGAUUCGAAGCAGAUGAUGCUUCAAAUGCUGAGCGUUGCUGUGGUUUGCCUCUCUGAUAAUCCUGCUAAUAGGCCUACCAUGCUACAUGUCUUAAAGCUCAUAAAGGGUAUGAAAGAUGAGUAACUGUAAGCGUUUUAGCCUUUUAGGACUAUUACUCUGAGGCUUCCUUCUUGUAAUAAAGUACUUACAAAGAAGUUGGAAUCUUUAAAGAUGUAUGGCUCUCAGCUUGCUACUAACCUGAUGUAAAGUGCUUAUCAAGAAUUUAGAAGCUUUCAAGAUGGUCAUUGACAAGAACAGAACAACAAGGAGGCCCCGUAAAGAGGAGGAAAACACUUGGCUUGUGACCCUAUCUAGCUGUUUGCCCUGCAGACACCAAAAUGGACAGGGUAUUGGUCUUUUCUUUCUUUCAUCAAGGAGGAUAGAAAAAUCUUAGAUGCAUGUUGGUCCCAUGUGCAAUGUUAAUGGUUGGUGACCCUUCAGAAGUAAUGACUUGUGUCACCCUUUAUAUCGGCCUAAAAUUGCCAUUUCUCCAACCAAAUUAACCUGAAGUUUGAAGAUUGAAGGGUGGAAUUCCUAUGCCUAAUGUUGUGUUACCUAGCUACUUAAUUUUAUAAGAACCAAUUAAAUUUUGUCUUUGUUA
This is a messenger RNA of Rubroshorea leprosula, 4560 nucleotides long. The record is from the annotation of a GenBank genome assembly. Lineage: Eukaryota; Viridiplantae; Streptophyta; Magnoliopsida; Malvales; Dipterocarpaceae.